CUGAAUGCAAGUUAAGGAAAUUGCGCUGUUCCAACUCAAACAUGGAUCUGCGACUCGUCAAUCUCCUGGUAUUGGCUGCAUUUUUCUGCUACCUGCAGCUUUCCGAAGCUUUCAUAAAUUCCAAAAUUCAGUGCUGCACUGAAUAUAGUGACCGGAUUCCUAAAAAAGUUUUACAGAGAGUGAAAUCAUAUAAAAUUCAGCAAGCCAAUGGAAUAUGCAAUCUGAGAGCUGUUGUGUUAUAUACAAGACACAAGACUUUAUGUAUGAAUCCCAAGAAUAAGCAUGUUAUGAGAUGGAUAAAAAAGAAAAACAAAGAUCAAUGUCAGAAGACAUCUACUUGUGUUGGAAAAAAGAAAACAAAAAGGCCGAAAAAAAAGCAAAAGAAUCCCAAAACAUAAACAAAAAAUAAAUGCAUAAAUGAAAUGUACUACAA
This is a messenger RNA of Spea bombifrons (plains spadefoot toad), 433 nucleotides long. It is a transcript of the gene CCL28, whose product is annotated as C-C motif chemokine ligand 28. Lineage: Eukaryota; Metazoa; Chordata; Amphibia; Anura; Pelobatidae. The transcript is spliced from 3 exons. Gene Ontology annotation, molecular function: chemokine activity. The coding region runs from base 42 to 398 and encodes 118 amino acids. Gene Ontology annotation, cellular component: extracellular region. Gene Ontology annotation, biological process: immune response. The record is from RefSeq and is a predicted model, not a curated record.